AUGCCGGGCGCCACACCUUCCCCCCUGCACGGGACCAGUGGAGACCUCGCGGCACCACUCCUCGAACCCCCGAGCGAAACAACACAAACGAAGCGCGCCGCGGGCGUGCGCCGCAUCCUGCGGCAGUCUCGGCCCGAGUGGCCCGCGAUGGCUGCGGCGACGCUCUGCCUCGUGCUCGCGGUGCUCGGCCAGGCAGUCAUGCCCCUCCUCUUCGGGCGCAUGGUCGAUGCCACUUCGGACACGAGCGGGUCGCGCGACGCGCGGCUCCGGCGCUACUCGGCGGCCUGCGCCGAGCUCGCGCUGGUGGUCGGCGUGUCGCUGUUCUUCACGGCGGUUCGCGCCUACGUGUUUAACUCGGCGGGCGCGAAGCUGUGCAUAGAUCAUGGCCUCCACGCCAUCGACGCGACACCUGCUCGACGGCAUGGAGGUGUCGGUGCCUCUCCGCUCGAUGGAGCCAGCCCGGCCGCGUUCUCGUCGAGAAAGGACACGCGCGCUCGACUAACUGGUUGAUUUGCGCACAGGCGCGAAGGUCGUCGCGCGGCUGCGCGUCCUGCUGUUUGGGCGGAUGCUCGCGCAGGAGACGGCCUGGUUCGACGCCCGGGAGACGGGCGAUCUCCUGAGCCGCCUCGCGUCCGACACGCAGAAGCUCCAGGCGGCGGCCACGGAAACGGUAUCCCUCGCGCUCCGGUCGGCGAUCUCCGCGCUCGUGUCCUUCGCGCUCCUGUUCCUGACGUCGUGGCGCCUGGCCUGCCUCGCGACGGCGGUGGUGCCGUUCCUGAUCGGCGCGACGUUCCUCGCCAUGCGCGUCGUGAAGCGGCUCGCCAAGGAGUCGCAGGCGGCGCUGGCGCGCGCGGGCGCCGUCGCGCAGGAGGGCCUCGCGAACCAGCGGGUCGUGCGGUCCUUCGGCGCGGAGGGCUUCGAGGUCGGCCGCUACGCCCACGCCGUCGGGGACCCCGACGCGGCCGAGCGGCCGGCGAAGGACUCGAGCCUGGCGCUCGGGCUGCGGCAGGCAGGAGUCCAGGCGGCGUUCAUCACGACGACGGCGGCUCUGGGCUACGCGUCGGUGCUGGGCGUCUGGUACUACGGAGGGCUGUUAGUGGUGCGCGGCCAGAUGACGACGGGCGACCUCGUCGCGUUCGUCAUGCUGCUGCUCACGAUCACCGCGUCGCUGUCGGUCCUCGCGCAGACGGGCGCCUCCGUCGUCGAGGCCGUCGGCGCGUCGGUAGAAAUCUUCGCGGUGAUCGACCGCGAGCCGGCCAUACCCAACGAUUGGUCCUCCAAGAGCGACGCGGACCGCGCGACGGAGCUGCGGCUCGCGCGAGGCGACGCGGCGGGCUGCGCCUUCGAGGAUGUCGUCUUUUCCUACGCGUCGCGGCCCGACCUCCGCGUGCUCGACGGCCUGACGCUGCGCAUACCGGCGAAGUCGCGGGCGGCGCAGGACUGUGUGGAAAUCAUAUUUCGGGCGCCCCACGCCAUCGACGCGACCUUGUGGAUAAAACUCACUGACAGGCACUGGUGGGGCCGUCGGGCGGCGGGAAGACGACGUUGCUUCAUUUGCUCGAACGCUUCUACGACGUCGGGUCUGGCAGGAUUCUCUUCGACGGUGUUGAUAUACGAGCAGUGGAACCGACCGUUUUAAGGACGAAGAUGGCCCUCGUCGCCCAGCAGCCGGCGCUCUUUUCGGGGAGCAUACGCGACAAUAUUGCAUAUGCUUCUCGCGCGCGCGGCCUCCGCACCGACGACGCGGCCGUCGAGGCCGCGGCCAAGGCGGCGCACGCCUACGACUUCGCGACGGCGUUCCCCGACGGAUUUGAAACAGCAGUCGGCGAGCGUGGCGUCCGGCUGAGCGGCGGCCAGACGCAGCGCGUCGCCAUCGCCCGCGCGUUACUGGCGGCGCCGCGGCUGCUGCUCUUCGACGAGGCGACUUCCGCAUUGGACGCGGAGUCCGAGGCCCUCGUGCAGGACGCCAUCGAUAAACUUUGCGUCGGCCGCACGUCGAUAUCCGUCGCGCACCGGCUGUCGACGGUCGUCAACGCGGACCUGAUCGCGCUGGUCCAGGGCGGCCGCGUGAUCGGCUCGGGCACCCAUGACGCACUGCUGCAGGACUGCGCCGAGUACUCGAACCUCGUCCGCCGGCAGUUGCGCGCGGCCGACUCGUCCGCGAGCCUUGCGUCGUAAAUGUACUCAUCUGUAACAACUUGCUCUGUGGACC
Molecule: messenger RNA, 2212 nt
Organism: Pelagomonas calceolata
Lineage: Eukaryota; Pelagophyceae; Pelagomonadales; Pelagomonadaceae
Source: the annotation of a GenBank genome assembly